This is a messenger RNA of Drosophila kikkawai, 224 nucleotides long. Lineage: Eukaryota; Metazoa; Arthropoda; Insecta; Diptera; Drosophilidae. The record is from RefSeq and is a predicted model, not a curated record.
GCGAUGAGCAUCAUGAACAGCUUUGUGAAUGACAUCUUCGAGCGCAUUGCUGCCGAGGCUUCUCGUCUGGCGCACUACAACAAGCGCUCGACCAUCACCAGUCGGGAAAUCCAAACUGCUGUUCGUCUGCUCCUGCCCGGAGAGUUGGCAAAGCACGCCGUCAGUGAGGGAACCAAGGCUGUCACCAAGUACACCAGCUCCAAGUAAAUUUCCCCGCGGAUGCG